This is a messenger RNA of Ascochyta rabiei, 765 nucleotides long. RefSeq lists its product as uncharacterized. The transcript has a single exon. Bases 1 to 765 code for a protein of 254 amino acids. NCBI's taxonomy places the organism in Eukaryota, Fungi, Ascomycota, Dothideomycetes, Pleosporales, Didymellaceae. The record is from RefSeq and is a predicted model, not a curated record.
AUGCCUUCUUCUUCGCAUCUCCGCAUACAAUCCCACUUUGAGCCCUUCUCUGCCGAGACGGCCGCCUCCCACUUCAUCUCCUCGCCGCCCCAGAAGAAGCAAAAGAUGUCUCUCACCCAAACCUACUACAUCGCCGCCUCUGCCCGCUCCAAGCUGGGCAAGGAAGCCUGCAGGGCUGACCACGACCUCCGCCUUCUUGUUGGACACGCCAACCUCCUCGACAGCCUCAUGAUUGAACUCCAAGACGCCGAACGCCAGCAAGAAGCAUGGUUCAACCAGACCAUGGCCAAGGCCUCCAAGACGGAGGAGCCUCGACACGUCCAGUGGGCCGACAGCAUUGCCGAGGAGGACGAGGGCUCUGACUCGGACUCCUUCUCCGAGUCCGACUCGGAAUCUGACCUGGACGACGACUUCGACAUGAUCCCCAUGCCCCGUCGCAUUGCACAGGCACCCAUUCAGAUCACCACCACCGAGGUCGACGAGGACGAGGACGACGAGGAGUACUACGACGACAUGGAGGAUGACGCCGAGCUGACUCUUACUCGUGUCCCCUCGCAAGUCCAGUCACCACCCGAGCUCGUGUACGAAGAGGACUCCGAGGACGACUCACCACCCACAUCGCCACCCACUACAUCGCUCGAGUUCUCCGAGAAGGAGGCCCUGCUCACAACCACCUUCUACACCAGCAAGACACAACCGAGCUACCUCGAAGACGACCACCCGCUGUUUAUGGACACGAACGCUCCGCUCAUCUCAGGUUACUAG